Molecule: messenger RNA, 2919 nt
Organism: Heterostelium album PN500
Lineage: Eukaryota; Evosea; Eumycetozoa; Acytosteliales; Acytosteliaceae
Exons: 7
Coding region: 1-2919 (972 amino acids)
Source: RefSeq, a predicted model, not a curated record
AUGAAAGAAGAUACUUGGAAAUGUCCUUCUCUAAAUUUAGAUAUUGAAACAUGUUGGCAAACACAGUUUCAAAAAAUCAUUGUUUUUACCAAAUUUACAGCUAAUAGUAAUAGUGAUAAUAUUGGUUUAUUUAACAAUGGUGAUAACAGUGGAUGUAGUUAUGAAGAUGUUUCUAUCAAAGAUCUGAUUGGCUCAAGUGAUUUGAGAAUCAGAUUGAUGCUAUCAGCAUUGGAAUCUAAUGAAAUCGUAGAGGAUUCAGAAGAUACCAGAUUCGAAAAACUAAAAGAUAGAUUCGAUCGACUACUUACAGAUCCUCAGCAAUCGCUAUUGUUACUACAAACCUAUAGUUUAUUAGAUAUUCCAAUAAGAGUAUUAAAGAAAUCAAAUUAUAACAUACAUACUAAUAACAAUAACAAUAACAAUCAACAACAAUUUCAAAAUGAUGAACAAAUAAUAUCAUUAAACUUAAAGUUUAUAUCAUUACUAUUAAGACAUAAUAAUAUAUAUAAAUAUCUAUUAGAUAAUUAUCAACAACAAGAAGUAGUAGUAGUAACAGAACAGAAUAACAACAAUAAUAAUAAUAGUAAUAACAAUAAUAUUGUAAUGAAAAUAAUAAAUGAAAUAGUUGUACAUUUCACAUCGAAUGAUAAUGCACUGAUAAGAGACACCGCCAUCAAUUGUAUCAUUACAAUGUUGACAUUGAACAGCGAGAUAGCCGAUCAUAUCAUUUACAACAACGAUUACAUUAGCAUAUUAAAUACAUUAAUACACAAUAUAUUCGAAUCAUUUAAAUAUCCAUCAAAUUUUGUAUCUAGAAGUGCAGAGAAGCUUCUCUAUACAAUCAUUCAUCUAUGCAAGAAUCAAGAGAACACCACUAUAAUAUCAGAGUAUAUCAAUCAAUUUCUAGUAAAUGACAGUCAGUCUCAGUCAAACAUAGAUGUCAAGCUAUCACUCUUGGAUCUAUUCAUUCAUCUUUUGAAUCAUCAUAAUGACAUAGAGUUUUUAAUUAAAAAUAAUAUUGUAGGUGUUAUUCAUUAUCAUCAAUCAACUUCAAGUGUUAUAAAACAACAACAAAAACAACAACAACAACAACAAGAACUAGAAAUAGAAUCAUCAUCAUCACAGUUGUUAUAUAAUCAUUUCCUUUCAUUAAAACCAUUAUUCGAAGGAAUAGUAUCUAGACUUUUACAAUCAAAACAAAAAGAUCUGAUGAUUACUUCAAUCGAUUUAAUAGGUGUAUUGGAUUCAAGUGAUUUAUUUAACGACAACAGCAACAACAACAACAAUAAUAAUAAUAAUCAUUUGUUUGAUCAGCUAAAUUCAAUCAUUGCUAUAAUAAUAGAUAAUCAAGAUAACAAUCGUCUAAUCAUAACAGAUUCAAUCAUGUUCAGUCUGAUUCACAGUACCAAACUUAUAUUGAUUGGUAAUACUGAUAGUAACAACAAUCGAAUUCACAUUCAAAAUCAUAAUAAAUGGGUCGAUUUCAUCUUCAAAGUUGCAACUCUUCAAGCAUUCAAACAAUCAAGCUCAUUGAAGACAUCAACCAAAACGCAGAGAGAAGCAAUCGAUUGUAUUCAAUAUUUUGAUUUACAUUAUAUUCUUUCAUUAUAUAACAACAACAACAAUGACACCAAUCAAAUCGAUCAUGAUACAGCAUUAACAUCAUUAUUGGAUUCACUCAAAUCACAAUAUAGAGUAGUAGCUAAACAGACUUUUCAAACAUUACACAAACUUAUCAAUCAAGAUCAAAAACAAAUACUCUCUGAUAAUAACUUUUUAAAUAGAUUACUGAUAUCUUUAUCAAAGGUAUUGAUGAGUCCGAGUGCAGAUAUAAGAGAGGUUGCUCUAUCGUUUUUAUUCUCUAUAUUCAAAGAUGGUGAAACUCUUGGUGAGAUUACAUUGAUCGGUCAAUGGUUAUUGGAUCACAACGUAUGCUCUAUGGUUAUCAACAAGCUGGUUGACUCUGACAGCUAUGUUCGAUCGUCCUCUCUAGAUGUUAUCAAUGUUCUCUCUUCGUUUGAGCCUGCCUGGAACAAGCUGAUUGCCAACUCCAAUAGUGUCGCUGCCGGAGGUGAUCGUGCACACUUUCAUAUCAUCGACGACAGUAAACCAAAGAAACAGAUCAACGACGAGCUAAUGAAUCACAACCAAAUUAAUUUAAUUAAAUAUACAGAGAUGUUGAAAUUAGAACAAGAACAACAAGAACAACAUCUUCAGCAACAACAACAACAAUCUGAUUUACUAUCAAUGACAGAUUCAACAGAAGUACAAUCACUCACUGGAGAUAUCGAUUUCGAAUGGAAUGAUGAAGAGUUCCGUGAGAUGCUUUCGAGAACACAAGAGGAAGCUACCAACUUUUUAGCCGACGAAGAAGAGUCUUUAGAUAUUGCACCGCCGACACUCAACAAUCUCAAUCAAAACUAUCCUUUCCCUUAUUCGAUUUUAUUAUUUUUUAGUGACGAAGAAUCAUAUCCAAGAAUAUUGAUGAAUGAUACUUACUGGGAAGUAAAGUCAUCCUGUAUUAAAUUGUUUUUAAAUAUACUAUCAAUGGAGAAUGGUUUAAAUGCUUUGUUAAAGAUAAAUGCUAUUACUUUGUUGGUUGAUAAGCUAAAGAAUAGCUUAGAGGAUAACAUUAUCAAGAUUGCCACAAUCAAUUGUUUGAAACAAGUUUUAAUAGUAUUCAGAGAGAAUAAUAAUAAUAACAAAGAGAUUAGUGAUGAUCUAGGAGAUACUGAUGGCGAACAACAACAACAACAACAAAUUCAUUUGCUAAAGACAUUAGAUUUACAAACAUUCGAAUCUGAAUGUUCAAAAGAAACACAGUUUACAGAGGAUGAAGAAGAGGAUAUUUCAAUCUUUAUUGAUUUAAAGUCUGUUGGUUUAAAUAACAAAGAUAAAAAUAAAAUCGAUUGCUACUAA